Monoraphidium neglectum is the source of this 462-nucleotide messenger RNA. Its product is annotated as succinyl-CoA synthetase beta subunit. NCBI's taxonomy places the organism in Eukaryota, Viridiplantae, Chlorophyta, Chlorophyceae, Sphaeropleales, Selenastraceae. Bases 1 to 462 code for a protein of 153 amino acids. The transcript has 3 exons. Gene Ontology annotation, cellular component: succinate-CoA ligase complex; mitochondrion. The record is from RefSeq and is a predicted model, not a curated record. Gene Ontology annotation, biological process: tricarboxylic acid cycle; succinyl-CoA metabolic process. Gene Ontology annotation, molecular function: ATP binding; succinate-CoA ligase (ADP-forming) activity.
AUGCAGCUGCAGCAGAAGCGUUUCUUGAAUAUACACGAGUACCAGGGCGCGCAGCUGAUGGCCAAGUUCGGCAUCAACGUGCCCGACGGCGCGCCAGCAUUCACCGUCGCCGAUGUGGCCAAGGAGGCCGAGAAAUACAAGGACGAGAAGGGCGAGGUCGUCCUGAAAAGCCAGAUCCUCGCCGGCGGCCGCGGCCUCGGGAAGUUCACAAACGGCCUGCAGGGCGGCGUCCACAUCUGCACCGCGGCCAAGGCUUCCGAGCUCGCAAAGCAGAUGCUGGGCGGCACCCUGGUCACCAAGCAGACGGGGCCGGCCGGCAAGCCGGUCGGCACGCUGUACGUCGCGCGCAAGAUGAAGCUCAAGCGGGAGAUGUACUUUGCCAUCCUGCUGGACCGCAAGACGGCAGGGCCCAUCAUGAUCGGCUGCAGGCAUUACCGACGACCAGGUGCGCACGUGUGCUAA